Molecule: messenger RNA, 711 nt
Organism: Arabidopsis lyrata subsp. lyrata
Lineage: Eukaryota; Viridiplantae; Streptophyta; Magnoliopsida; Brassicales; Brassicaceae
Product: early nodulin-like protein 3
Exons: 2
Coding region: 88-645 (185 amino acids)
Cellular component (GO): plasma membrane
Molecular function (GO): electron transfer activity
Source: RefSeq, a predicted model, not a curated record
AACAGAGCCCAAAUAAGCCACAAAAAUCUCUCUUUAUCUCUCUCACUUUCUCUUUCUCUCUAUAUCUCUUACACAAACUUAAUUCUAAUGGCUCAGAGAACUCUUAUCGAAGCUACUUUUCUAUUCUUCUUCUUCUUCUUGGCUAAUUUUGCAUGUUGCAAAGAGAUUCUCGUUGGAGGCAAAACCAGCGCCUGGAAAAUCCCUUCUUCGCCUUCCGAGUCCCUAAACAAAUGGGCUGAGAGUUUACGGUUUCACGUCGGCGAUUCUCUCGUGUGGAAGUACGAUGGGGAAAAGGACUCGGUUUUGCAAGUGACUAAAGAAGCAUACAUUAACUGUAACACCACAAACCCAGCAGCUAAUUACAGCAAUGGAGACACCAAAGUGAAGCUAGAGAGAUCUGGUCCUUACUUCUUCAUCAGCGGCUCCAAAAGCAAUUGUGUUGAAGGUGAGAAGCUUCACAUUGUCGUCAUGUCCUCUCGUGGUGGCCACACCGGUGGUUUCUUUACCGGCUCUGCUCCUUCUCCCGCACCUUCUCCGGCUUUGGGAGCUCCUGCUGUUGCUCCUGCCACUGGUGCUGCUGCUUCUCUGACUCGCCAAGUUGGGGUUUUGGGAUUUGUUGGAUUAUUAGGGGUUGUUUUGCUCUGAUUUUAACCUGCUUUGUUCAAAUUCUCUCUCUGCUAUUUGAUUCUUUGAUCCACAAGAUUUGUUGAA